AUGCACCCACCACCAGCACUAGCAGACAAAGGAGACAUAGAUGAUCUUGGAUACACAGAUAUGAACCUCUUUGACAAACAAGAGGAGGAGCCACUGAAUGAGUACACAAAUAUGAAAGAAACAGAUGGAUUGAACAACGAAAAAGACCUGGGUGAAGAUGCAACAAAGGCAAUAGAAUGUGGGGCCAAUACUGACACCAACAUGUUUGACAACACAUGGACUGAUAGCAAUCACUAUGGACUCAUGGCAAUAAACAAUCAAAAGGGAAGGAAUCUAGACCCAACAGUCAGCGAAGCAUUGUCAGGAGAGGACAGGAAGCAUUGGGAGGAAGCAAUGCAUAAAGAGCUGGAUGGUUUGAAAGCCAUGGAUACAUGGGAAAUUGUUGAUCUUCCCAAAGGUAUGCAUGCCAUCAACACACAUUGGGUAUUAAAAAUCAAAACAGAUGCAAAUCUCAUUCUGAUGAAGUUUAAGGCAAGACUGGUGGCAAGAGGUUUCACACAAAGAGAAGGCAUAGACUACACUGAAGUGUUUGUGCCUGUCACACCCAUUCAGUCAAUCUGA
Molecule: messenger RNA, 561 nt
Organism: Ustilago hordei
Lineage: Eukaryota; Fungi; Basidiomycota; Ustilaginomycetes; Ustilaginales; Ustilaginaceae
Exons: 1
Coding region: 1-561 (186 amino acids)
Source: RefSeq, a predicted model, not a curated record